Messenger RNA from Chaetomium globosum CBS 148.51, 123 nucleotides. RefSeq lists its product as uncharacterized. The transcript is spliced from 4 exons. Lineage: Eukaryota; Fungi; Ascomycota; Sordariomycetes; Sordariales; Chaetomiaceae. The coding region runs from base 1 to 123 and encodes 40 amino acids. The record is from RefSeq and is a predicted model, not a curated record.
AUGGCCGCAGCAGUGGCCCUGGGGCUUUCUCAAGAAGACGCCCACCGUGUACUGGUUUGCUCGAUAAGAAAUAAGAAACGGCAUAUGCCCGUGCAUCGGGACUGCCUGUAUUCGUCAAAGUAG